AUGAGAUUCUCACUCGAGAUCUUCAUCUUGCUCCCACAGCUUUCCCUCCAUUAUAUAAAAAUAGCACUUACUUACAUUGGCAGAUUUUGGGUAAUUCUGUUUGGAUUCUCUGCCCUAGGAUAUUCUGGGAAAAAAACAAAAGGAAAACUGAGUGACCCAAAGGAGCGUGGGAAGAACAGAUCGAAGGGCAGUCUCGAGAAGAAAGGCAAGUUAAAGAGUGAACCGCGUUCCUUAUUGAAGCAACUUGGUUUGUCAUCCUCCAUUUCUUUGGAUGGGGAGCUUCUGCAGAAUUGGUUGGCCCAGACCGUUCAGGUUAAGACAGAAAAUCUCCUGAGCCAUUGGUCUUUGCACAGCAGAGCAGGAAAUGAAGAGACAACAAGUUUCCUGUCAGAUAAACUUCUGCAUGAUGAGCAGUCAUUACUUAGCAUCGGUUCAGUGAACCGUGCCAGCGAUCCUCAGUCAGAACCAUCUUACGCACUGGAAAAAAAAUCCAGGCACAAAGCAGGGGAAGACAGCAAGCCUAAAUCCCCACGAGAUUGUACAGGCAUCAUUCAUGCCAAGAAUCAACAAAAGAAACAGCUGAACUCUCCACUAGAUUGCACAUCCUGGUGUGAUAACUCCACUGAAUUUUCUACCCAGGGCAGUUACACAAAUGGGUCGAAGGGACCAGGGUCAAAAGCCAAUGGAAGUCACAAAAGGGCCAACGAUGUGCGAAAGACCAGCAAAAAGCAGGCCUCACAUCAUUCCAGUUCUAAGGCAGCUCUCCCCAGUAGAUCCCCAAUAAGGAAUAUCAGUCACAUUGGUGAAAUGUUGGACUACCUUGAACCUGCUUCAUCUAAACCCAGUUCUUCAGUUAAAGUGCCUAAUGCAUCCAUAAACCCUAAAUCUUGGGUAACUUUCAAGAUUCCAAAACCAAGAGAAAGCAGGAAGUCGCAAGUGCAGAAGCAGGAUCUGGGAAACAAAUAUCAGCAGCUAAGCCCAGACAGGGAAAAAAAGCCCAAAGAGUCAUCAAAGAUGAAGCAGCUCUUUGACAACGAGACUGAUGGCUAUUUUUCUGAUGCUGAAAUGAGUGACUCGGACACUGAAUCUAUGGCAAAUACGUCACAAAGGCUUCAGCGCUUGAAUUCAGAAAGCGUACACCGAAAAUGUGGUGGAGAGGUUGUCAGAAGGAGCAUUCUAGCUUCCUGAGUAUCCAGAGUAACUGGAUAAAGAAUAGUCAGGUGGCUCAAUCCCAAUUACAACUCAUGCGCUCAUCUCUGCUGGUCAACUGACCCUCAAAAUGCUUUCUCUGCAAGUUCUGACUUGGUGGUUAAAGAUUCAGUGUCACUGCCUCUCUUCAUUCUCUCCCCUACAGCUGCCAGCCUAACAAGAUCAUCAUGUAGUGAACUUUUAAAAUUCUAGUCAGUAAAAGCCCUUUGAAACAGUAGGUGACUCAACUUGUAAUAAGCCAGCACGCAGUCCAAGUAACUAACUAUGGUAUAUCGCGUGUGGUUAAUACCUUGGUGAUCCAUGAAAUAAUAAUUUCAUGAUUCUAGAGUGCCAGUUAUUUGAUGCCCUAUACCUUCAGGCAUUGUAUCACUGUUUUCUUUAUUCGCUUCCUGUACUGUGCUUCUUCUGUCCAAUUCCUGCAUGACAGUAGGAAGAAUUGAAAAGAAACCAUAAUUAAAAAACAGAUGAAACUAUACACUAUAUUAUAAAGCUAACUAGUUGACAGUAAUUUUAAGGCAGUGAUUCAGUCUUUGAAAGAAUUCUUAAGCCCUUCAAGCUUUAGUCUUGAGAUUUGUGGCAUCAUCCAGAGUUGUUGACUGAAUUGCUGCCUGAUAACUCAGCACCAGCCAUCUGUUAUUGUACACUUAAUGUAGAAACAUUUGCCGAGUUUAGUUUCUGGUUCUGCACUGUCAUAAAGUCACAGGAGGCUAAACAGUCACCCUAUUUACUAUUUUGGGGGUGAGAUCAUUGCUCUAUCCAGGUUGGCAAUCUGUCUGCAUCGUGUUGACACAUUAGCAAUCUGUUGGGAGGCGUCAUACCCCUGUGAUUAAGAUUUUGAAUGAGAACAGCAGAACUACUCUUCGGUGAUGGUGAUGACAACAUGCAAGGAGAAAAAUAAAAAUGACUAGAAUUUUGUGGCAUUCAUCUUCUACUAAAAAUAAAGCACAAAAUGCACUUUUUUGAAGUCUGUCACAACAAAGGAUGUGCUGACUUCAUAGGCCGUACAAGAGUUGCAAGGCAAAAGGGAGGUUUUUUUUGUACUUUUAGAGAUUUUAGGAAGUAGUCAGAUGCUAAAAAGGAAACUACGACAGUAUCAGUUAUAAUGUAUACUGGAGCCUCAUACCCAGUAAUAACAUUUAUAUUGCUCUAGGUAUGUUAUAGACAGUUACACACUAUUAAAAUAUAGAAGUGUAACACCCUACAACUCAUCUGAGUAUAUACCCAGUAACAAUACAUCGGCUUUGAAAUUAUGCUAUUGAGCAUAAAUGUUUGAAAUUCAUCUCUCCACUGUUUUAACAAACAAAUUGGCCUAUUCAUUUUAAACAGGUGAAAACUUCCACUAAAAUAGCGAGAGAAAUUUCGAGCAAACAUGAACAUUCAUACUCAGAUAUCCAAAGGCAUGACUUUUGGGCCCAAAGCAUCAUAUGUUAUUCCCAGCAAAACACAAUGUAUACAUCUAUACAGGAGUGUAAUGGUGAAUUAUUAAGGAAGACUAUGACUUGGCCUGCUUGGCAGUAAUGGUGGUAUCAUGGAGGUAGAAUUGCUGGGGCCCACAUACUGUUCUAACGUAGUGUUUUGUUUAGCAGCCUCAUUAGUGUAUGCAAAAUGGGAUCUUAUGAUGUACUUAGGACCUCAGUACAAUUUGGAGGGCUGGCUCAUUAGAGCAUACUCUACACACAUUCUGCCCAGUUCUGUGUGUUAAAGAGGAAGACACCCCAAAAAUAACAAACUAAUUGUUUUAUAGGACCACGGGAGGCAGGAGUGCUACUCGGGGAUCCACUAGAAUAAUGUGGACCCACUGCCACUUCAGCCAUUUUCAAGAUUCCCCAACCCCCUUCCUUCCAGAUCUGCCAGCCUGUUAACCUCCAAGCUUACUAAUGCAGCGCAGGGUUACACCACGGAUGUUCUAUUUGGGGAAUGCAACUGACUGGCAACAAGGCACUGAGCCCUUCAAUGGACCUUGCCCCCCACCAGCAGAAUGCUGGCUGCAUGUUUUUGUGGCCGAAAUUACGAUCAACCCUGUAUAAGACAUACACAGGUCUGUUAUAUCUCAAUAACACAUUGCUUUACACAAGUGAAUACAGGAUCUAAAACAAUAUGUACUAUAUAUUACAUACAUUCGGGUGUGUUCUGUCCAGUAAUAUGCAGUAUUAUAAUAUAUGCAGGAGUAUUAAACUCCUGUACAACAGUUUGUUGGAUGUAAAAUAAUUUUGUAUUGCAUAAUACCAGGGUGUAUUACUUGGUAAAACGUUUUAAGUAUCAAACUUUCAAAUGCCAUUUUAAUACCAUGUUCAGCGUCAGCACCGAAUGCACUAAUAUAAUUUUAAAGGACUUAUUGGGUAAAUGAAAGCUAAAUCCAAAGGACAAAUCUCAAUAUUCCAAAUUUCUGCCUUUCAAAAGACAACGUACAUAGGUUCCAACACAGAUUUUCAGUAGUAACAUGAACAGGCAGGGGGUUAGACUCCAUAUAGGUAUGCUAAACACACCCAGCUCUACCUCUACACUAUUUCUCUUAGUCCAUCACCUCUGUGCUAUUGGAUUUGUUUGCCUGACAUCAAGCUGUGAAUGAGAUACAAUGUCUGUCAAGUAAACACUUGGAAGUCAACAGUUUUACCAGGCGUGCAUCAUUAUCGUUGAUUUUAAUUUCCUUCCCAGUUGUUUGCUCCAUCAGAAUUUAGCUCUGCAAAAGAUUAGUACAUCUACUGCAAUCACUGCCUCAAUUCCACCUUAUCCUUUUUUUAACCACAAAACUCUUGCCCAACUGAGGGCUUGAUUCCUUUAAUGUCUUCCUCACUGACCUAUUAAACUCGAGCUGAUCUAAAAAUACAACCAUUUAUCCCACAUUGAAAGGUAAAGUUGCCAUAGUCCUACCAAACCAUAAGGCUGCUCUUUCUCAUUAGAGAGAGAGAAAUGACUGAUCACCACACCUCAGGCAAGGAGAGAGGUUGAGAAAGAAAGUCCUUCACAGUAAACUUAUCCGGAGCAGGAAUUGAACCCAUACAGUUGGUAAUAUUCUGAAUUGUAAACUAGCAGUCCAGCCAACUGAGGUAACCAAUUGGAUCUGCACCCACUCCAUUGCAGUUACUUUUCAGCAAGCAUGAUCAAGCCAUGUGAACAAAGCAGUUCAGAGGAAUUUCCCAAUUUCUGUCUCACUUGCCCAUCAUCUUGUCCAUGCUGACCUACAAUGAAUCCAGUCAGCCAGUGUUUAAAAUGUAAAGUCUUGGUGACUUGUCAUCAAUCUUAUUAGGGCCUCACCCAAUUCCAUCUCCUGCAGCUUUAUAUAACCUCCCACACCCUUAAUCUCUCCAAUUUCAGCUUUUUUGAUUAACCUCCUUCAUAUAACCCAUCAUUAGUGCCAAAGCAAUCAGCUAAUUCAGUGUUAUUCUCCAGAACUUCCUCCCUGAUGUGUUACAUUAAACAGAUUAUUCAGUUUUUAGUCAGAUUAAAGUAUUUGUGUUGAAUGAAAGUUCUAGAAAGGUUGCUAUUCGUACCCAAUGAUAUGACGAUUUCAAACUUUAACUGUGACAGUCUUUGAACUUUAUGACCACAAUCAAAUUUGUGGUAAGUUCAAAGAAGGCUUAUCAAAUGACCACUCACACUUUUAUUAUAAGCUAAAAGAUAAUUUUGUUUUUUGGGAAGCUUUUAGUCGCUUAAAAGCAAGUUGGAGACAAGAUAAAGUUUAGUCGCUUAUUCCUUAAACUUGUUAGUCAUUGAGUGUGUUACUAAUGGUUCAGGUUAAUUAUUUUUAAAAUUUUUUUGCUAAUGACAUAUUUACCUUGCACAGAAGGCUUCUGUGACAGGAACUUCUGCUCAACAAUCGGAAGUCCUUACAAAAAGAACUUCCUGCUAACAUUGGUACUUACUGAAAAUGUACAGGACGUGUUGUUAACCAGAGAUAUCUAAACCAAAGUUACAGCAUUUCUGGCCAAUAAGAAACCACUAUGACUGAACCUAAUUUGAGAUGAGGUUUGCUUGUGGGUGUUUUUAAGCACCUGCAGCCUUGUCAUAUGGGCCUAAAGUAGCACAUGACUGUGAUGAUUAAUUCAGAUUCUCAGUGAUCAAAACUUCAACAGACUCUAUUAAAAUGCACAAUUUAGACCAUGCUGUCCAUCCACUGUGAUGCACUAAAUCUCAAGUUAAAUAAGGUCUAUAUAUUCACAAGCCCAGCAAAACUACUUUUUCAUUUUUGCUUUCACUGCCAAGACCGAACAAUUCUGGGUUGGAUCUGCUGCAGCUUAGGGCAUACUCUGGGUUCUCAGUUUUGUGCUGUAUUGAAAUCUUGAGUAUUAUGCCCUUCUAUUCCCCCUGCACCAAUAACUUAUUUAAAAUGGUCUUAAUCCUGGGCCCUUUUCAAAAAUGCAUUUCCAUUAAACUCGCUGGAAAAAAUACAACUUUGAAUUGUGAGAAAUGGUAAAGCCAGGUUCAGUGAACUAACUGUUUAUAUUAAAUUACAGUUGCUAUUUCUUGCCUUGAAGUAACUAUCAACAGUUGUUGACUCUCAUGCAUUGUCUUAGUAUUUACUCUCAUAUGGGUUAGUAUGUUAGAUAGCUGCAUAAUUUCACAGAGUUCUCUCUAAAAUAAUCGGGAUGCUUGUGUUCACAGCCACCAGCUCCUUUCCCUGGUAUAAAUAACUUUGGCUAGGAGGGCAGUGUAAAUUAUGUAUUGGUAUCUGUUUUCUUUAAGGGGUUACUUGUUUGGAAAACUGAGGAGUCUGCACCUGUGUUUUGCUUCAUUAUGUGCCAAAAGUGAAUAGAAAUAUAGUCAGGCUGGAAAAUCCAAGACUGCCCAUUAUAGGAAGCCUCAUCCUCCCACUUUUACUGCUGCCUGGACAUUCCAUUUAGUUUGGGGUGAUUCCUGUGUAACUGUCAUGUGACAUUGUCAAGGCCAUCAGUGAUGUCACAAACAUUCUUCUGUACCAAUGGCAUUACUUCAACAAAAGGCAACUCGUAUUUCAUGGUAAAUUUAUCAUUCUAUCUUAUUGAUACGUCACAUAUGCAUGUCUUUUAACUCGUGAACAUUCACACGUGUUAAAAUGACACCAAAUAAAUGAAAGUUGAGAAAUACAACACAAAAUGUUGGAUUCCCCCAGCAAUUGGCCCAUACCAAGACUAUUGUAAGAAUCUGUUUACAUCAAAACCAGCCGCUUUCACAAUUUGAUAGCAGUGCCCUUGAGCAUGUAUGUCUCACAGGUCUUUGAAUGGCUUUUGUGGUAAACUUUCUAUAUGAUUUGGUAGAGAUUAGGAAAGUUCCAGGUUAGAAUCCCUGGUUUGUGCUGAUCUCAGGCUGAAUAGUAACAGAUGAGAUGCCACUGGCCCGUAGUGUCUCUGAGCAAGAAAAAAAGAAAGAAAAAUACCUACAUGUGUUAUUCCUGACUGCAGUCUGAUGGUUUAAAUAUUGAGUGAGAUUAGAGCUCAGCAGUUUAGCCUACCCUUGUCAAACUACCAUAGUACUCAUGAUACUCUCUGGUCACAUAUGUGAAUUGGCUAUUUGGUCAUGGUGUGGCUUCUGGUAGUUGAUUCCCCAGUACUAGUCACUUUUUUCAGGAGAGGAGGGAGAAGAAAAUUGGGGGAAAGGGCCAUCGCUAUUGUCAGUGACCUUAGCACAUAUCAUUGGUUUGAAAAAAGACUUGCUUCUCCUGCACUAUGUCUGUAAUCAUGCAUGACUUCAGAGAGACACCUGAUGAUGACUAUACAGAGGCAUAUUUAUUGCUGGUAAUUGCAAAGAUUAGCAUUUCUUGGUUUCAGGAUGGACUGGAGUCCCUGAACACCUCAAAAACCAAAGGGAAUUCUGUUAUUGUCACACUAACAAUUAAAUGUAACAAGGGACUGGAAUGUCUCAUUUAUUUUGAUGUGUUAUUUCAUUACAUUACCACUUGAGGCAGUCUCAAAAGAAUGGAACACACAGUGAACCUGGGUCUGCAAACUCCAUCCUCGGCACAUUCUUAUAAAGAGAAGUGCUAAUUCAAGGAAAAUGUAAUUGGGAAUAUUUGUUCCCCUCAAGUCACUCCAACAAUGAAAGUGUUCAAAUUGAAUUCCUUAUUAAAAGUUUAGGAGGAGCCUUCGCUUAGUGAACAGAAAAUGUUUGCCAUUCCCUUUGUAAUCUAUCAGUUCCUCAGCAAUUCCCAUCUAAUGAAUCAUUUUGGAUAUACUGAAGUCAUCAAUCAGUGAGUAUUUAUUUGUGUUGGCCCACACUCAGUAGUGUCUUUAAAACAUAUGUGAUGCAUUUCUUUCGAAAAAGCCAUUUGGUUAAACCAUCAGAAAAGUAAAUGUCACUUUAUUGUAAGCAUAUAAUAUCAGUCCCCAGGAGCCUAGUUUCUCUGCACUAAACACCGCCUGUAUUCCUGAGAGGAAAAUGACCUCCUCCCUGGUUUCUGCUGGUGUCGUUCUGAGUUCAUCACAACUGGAUGCAUGGAAAUGACCCACACAUGACUGGCCCUCUGGUAUUCUCAAUUCAUCUCCUUGGGGAAGACCAUUGGCCUUUUCCCCAAAUAUUCAAUUGUAGAGUGAGCACUUCUGUGUUGCUCGCUGCCGUAGAAUUUUGCAGUGCUCUUCUAAUACCAUUAUGUACCCUAAAUGAUUCUUGUUUUUAUUAGUAACCAUCCAUUAUGUACUUGUCAUUAGAAACAAGUGUAUGAGAGUACAAUCUCAGCCUGUAAAGUGCACACAGCUCACUUUAACUGGUUAUCAUACAGUUGAACUAAUUACUAACUAACCUAUUGAUACUCCACAAUGUUAUUGGGAAAUCCAUAUUAAAUAUGAUUUGUUUUUCUCGUUCAGUGUUAUUCAUGCUCCACUCUGAAUCACAUUAUCUCAUACAAUUGUCAUUCUCCCAACUGCUGCAAUCUGAAACUGUCAUUGGAGAUUACAUAGCUUGUGCUUGUAAACCCAGGAAAACAGUUGGUGGAAAGAAAAAACAUGGUGAUUGUUUUGUGGUAAAAUCACAGGCUAAUUUAUACUCCUGUAGAGUGUAUGUGUACCAGCUGUUAAAUUGUUUAUCAAGCCCUCAACAAUGGUUUUUCACAAAUUGUCCCAAUACAUUUUCCACAGAUCUAUUUGCCCAGGGAGUCCUGCAAGAGUAGAACCAUAAGACAAUAAGAACAGCCUGUUUGUGUCUGAGUUAAAUGGUAUCCAUUGAUUCCUUCCAGUUUUUUUAAGACUUCUGAAUACAUUUUUUUCCAUUAAUCUUUCAUUGUUCUGUACCUUCAACAGAAUAAUUUUUACCUCUUAAGAUAAAGAUUGUAUUUAUUAGUAAAACUUGUAUAAAAUCUUGAUCAAUUUAUCAUGUUAGGUAUUAAGCUCUCCAUUUUUUUAAAAAAUCUAUCGAUCGGUUUGCAGACAAUAAGCCUUGAGUUAAUCAUUUAGAAAGAAAAAACUUUAAAAAUGUGGUGUAGAAGUCAUUCAUCCAUAUCUCUUUGUGGAGUAAAAUUGAUGAAAUGUAUGCAGAGACUGGAAGAAUAAGGUUGGAAGAAUUUCUUUAGUCAAAGAUUGUUUCAUGUUUUAUUAAUUUCUUGUCAGGAUAAGAUAAACAGAGGAUGCAGCUGGAUUUAAUGAAUGAUUUAGGUUUUUGAAAAUCCUACCAUGGGCUUUGAGACUACAAAAAUCUAAUUUAUGGUAUCACUGAAGACAAAGUAGUAGAUUAGUUUGGGAGUAAAUACCUUAACUUUUUAAAAUUGUUCUCUUUAUAAACAUUUAGGAUCUUCCUAACAUUCAAAUUAUACAAUGUAUUUGUAAAUUAAUCAAAACAACUUUUGAAUGUGGCUUUUAUAUGUAGCAAAGCCAUGUUCUAUUAUAAACCCGUUAAUAUGCAUUCACUGUUAGAUGUUACAGGCAGACAAUGUUCUCAUAAGAAAUGAGCACGUUCCAAGUUAACAAUCUGGAUUUCCAUGAUGAGAAAUACAUAAUUCAAUGUAUAUCUGUAGAGACACCUUUAGCAAUAAUGCCCUCCCUCAGCAUACUUCACCACCUUUCCCAUGCAGCCUCCAAUCUAAAAUUGGUAGUGGAGCUCAUGAACAUAUAGAUGGUAUGUAACUAAAAGCCCAAAUCUUUAAAUUUUAAAAGAGAAAAAUGAACGAUGUGUAUUGUGGUCCAAAGGUAAAUUGCUCUCUGCCUGUGAAGGGAGAGUCUUCAUCCAACUAAACAGACGUGAACCAUAUAGUGAGGGGGGAAGUAUGCAGCAGCUUUGGAACUAGUUGGCUGUCAGAUUGUUUGUCUGGGGGAUGGCCUAUCUUGUUGGUGGGCAGGGCUGAGAUGCUGGGGUGGAUGCAGAGACAAAGAGGGUGGGGAAAAGAAACACUUCAAGCGGGGGAGAAAAAAGACUAUAGUGUCUGAUCAGUUGGCAUAGAAUUUGUGCUUAGGACCUAAUGUUUAAAUUAAGCUAGAUCAGAGGAGAGACUGCACAAAGCAAAACUUAGAGCAGCUCAACUGUCCUGUGUGUUUAUCCCAUCCAGCUCAGAUGUAGGCACCAUCUGCUAUUUCUCAAGAUCUUUGAGGUAGGCAGAGUAAAUACAGUGUUUGCAAGAAGUCUAUUUAAUAAGCAUAUGUAAUGCACAGAAUAAUGAACAUUCUAGAACAUAAAUGGAGAGUCAGAAAUUGGGCUGUAAUCGGGGGCAUUAUAUGGUUUGUGUGUAGAGUGAUGAAUUCUGGGAGCAAUUUCUGACCAAUAAUCUAACUGUGAAUCAGAACAGCUGUAUGUGUAUAGUGGUGUAUUAAAAUGAUGGUAUCGUGGCACACUGCCUCUGUUCCAGAAAUACUGGGUUCAAGUCCUGCUUGCCUCAGAGGUGUGUCAUAACAGAUCUGAACAGAUGAAUUAUUUUAAGAUCAAUGACAUGUUAGGAGUGCAUUACAGACCAGAAUCUGAUUCAGUGAUACCUGUUGAUUUCCAUGUUUGAUCAAUCAGUACCUAGGAGGUUAUCAUUGGCUCAGGAGUUUGUUAAUAAGCUGAACAUGUACAACUUUCACCUGACUCCUCUUGAUUAAAUCCUAACCUUGAAGUUAUUCCUGAUCUGUAACUUUUUAGAUUGCACUGUUUUACUUUUAAGAUAUGAGAUCAUUUGUGGAUUUUACUUUUGAACUGAUAAAUCUGAGUGCAGACACUCUCAGUGCAUCAUUGAUGGCAGAUGGUGCUGACAAAUCAGGAUUAUGAAGGUAUUACUGCAUUUUACUGGAAAAUAACUUGCAACUGAUGAAUUCUAAGACCCAUGUAAUAAAUAUGGAAAAAGCAACAAUACUUUAUCAAGAAAGGGUAGCCAAUGUGUCUAACGUUGUAAUUCAUACAAAUUUCCAGUUGUAGGAUACAUAGACUAGUAUAAAUAUUUCACACACAAUCAUUGAUUUGGAGUCAUUGCACAAGCUCAUUGAAUGGUCAGUUAUGACCAAUACUAACAAGUUGAAGAAACUGAUGAAAUUAUAGAUGUUUCAGAAUGGAUAUUCUGUUCCAGUUUCUCAAAAGGAGUCACAUUCAGACUCUGUAGAUUACCUGUGCUUGCUGUAUCAAUGUAAAGGGCAUAUAGAUUCGGUAAUGUAGUAUAAACAGAGAUAUAGACAACAUUUUAAAAAAAAAGCUUUCCAUAUUCAGGUUUUGUUAGACUGUAGCAAUAGUAUGUACCAUAGGAACUCCAGACCUUACUAAACACACUGCCUUUUACCAGUGCUUGUUUCAAUGUGCUUGAACAGUUAACAAUAUAUUCAUAUACGCUGUUUGCUGAUACUGUAUUCCAAUCCUAGACCAUACUGCCUGCUGAGUAGUUUCUUCCGUCAUAUGUACUCAAUACAGAAACUGCAAAAGAAAGGAAUCUCGUCUGUUGUCUGAAUUAAGUUGCUGUCUACGCUGUAUGUAAAAUAUUAAAAUUCAGUGUGAGCUCUUGGAGAGGUCACACAAUUAUGGCAAGCAGGGGGCCUAGUGUAUCUUUUGUUUCAAGGAAAAGCGAUGUGCCAUUUGUUAAUAAAGAGAAUAUGGAGAUGAUAUAUAUAAAGAAGAAAUGCUAUUUUAAAUUAUUUUUGGCUUUUUUUUUGCAAUAUUUAUUUUCUUGUAUUAGAGUACUUAUAAAUCCUUUGUAGAGAAGAAAUGUAUUUUCCAUUAGUGCAAAAGGAAUCGUAUAAACUGCAGACCUAUUAAUCUUUUGUACAUUUUCCAUGUCAGCGACCUUUAAAGCAAUAUGAUGUAUCAGAAGUUGUGUACUUUGUGUAACUCCAUUGCUGUUAAUGUUGACUUGGAAUUGCUAAGUUCUCUAAUUGUCCAAUUUUUGGUCUCAGUUGGGGCAUAAAUUGCAGUUCAGAGUCUUGAGAGAGAGAGAGAGAGACAGACCCUCGAAAGAGACAGAAACAUCUUGUACAAAGGGAGACUGUGCAGAGAGGGACUUAUACACAAAGAGAAAGAAAUCGCUGAUUAAUGAGUUUGAUAACUUGGCAUUUGUCAGAUCAUUGGCAGCAUACAAUCAAUAAAGCAGUGUUUUACAAGUAAA
This is a messenger RNA of Rhincodon typus (whale shark), 11668 nucleotides long. Its product is annotated as E3 ubiquitin-protein ligase Jade-2-like. The transcript has 2 exons. The record is from RefSeq and is a predicted model, not a curated record. Lineage: Eukaryota; Metazoa; Chordata; Chondrichthyes; Orectolobiformes; Rhincodontidae. The coding region runs from base 1 to 1188 and encodes 395 amino acids.